This is a messenger RNA of Phytophthora nicotianae INRA-310, 237 nucleotides long. RefSeq lists its product as hypothetical. NCBI's taxonomy places the organism in Eukaryota, Oomycota, Peronosporomycetes, Peronosporales, Peronosporaceae. The coding region runs from base 1 to 237 and encodes 78 amino acids. The record is from RefSeq and is a predicted model, not a curated record. The transcript has a single exon.
AUGGCGUCCAAGAACAGUGAAGGGCUCGUGGUGUAUGGCGAAGAUUCACGCGCCGGGGUUACCAACCGCAGGCUAGGCAUGGCGAUCACACACGUAUCAGCCCAAGCACAAGAUAUCGCUGAGUGUCAGCGGCAGCUUCACGCUAGUCAGCAAUUUCAAGCCCAGCAACAGCAGCUGUACACUGAGUCUCGCUUUCAACAAGCGCGUUACGAAGCCGAGCAAAGAGCCUGGUGUUAG